This is a messenger RNA of Glycine soja, 622 nucleotides long. RefSeq names its product plant UBX domain-containing protein 9-like. The transcript is spliced from 3 exons. NCBI's taxonomy places the organism in Eukaryota, Viridiplantae, Streptophyta, Magnoliopsida, Fabales, Fabaceae. The coding region runs from base 93 to 332 and encodes 79 amino acids. Gene Ontology annotation, molecular function: ubiquitin binding. The record is from RefSeq and is a predicted model, not a curated record.
UUCUAAGAGCACAACUGAAUUGUGUGUGCCUCACUGCCUCAUGAUUGCAGGAAUGUAGGGAAAGGGCUCAAGCAAUUACUAUUGCUGUUCAUAUGCCAGAUGGUCGUCUCAUUUGUCGUCACUUUAUCAAAACUGACAAACUUGAGGAUCUUUUUGAAUUUGUAGACAUUGCUGGAUUUCAAGAAAUUUUGUCUGGAACCUAUAGACUUGUACAGCAUUUCCCGCGUCGUGCUUACGGUAUUGAAGAUUUCUCGUCAACCUUCGAUGAAGUUGGCCUUAGCAACAAUGAAACUUUGUAUGUGGAGAAGAUUUCGGCCCCAAGAAAACUUUGAAACGGUUGAUAAAAAAGAAAAAGGAAAAAGUAAUCUUUGUGACGGAUGAUAUUCAUUGAAGACAAUGGGAGGGCAUCUUUUUGUCUAUACAGAUCUCCUAGUUGUCAAGUAUUAUACUUUCAAAUGAAAGAAUUGGCAAUUGGACAAACAUACAUGAUCAUUUGAUUGAACUCAUUUCCUAAUUUCUAGGUUCAUCGUUCAUUUAGAGUGUGAUAAGAUACUGAAAAAGUUUAUUUCUGUGAUUUUAGUUUGAGAUUGUAGAAUAAAUUGGGUGGAUCAUUAUCUUUUUU